AUUUGCAUCGGAGUUCGAUUAUUGUAGACUGUGCUAGUCGUUUAACCGGAGCUGAAACAAAAUGAAGAUGAUAUAUUUUCCUAUCCUGUAAACCAGCUAUUUAUUCCACAGGUUGUGACGUUUGGCAGGAUGUCAGGAUGGCAAGUGGCCCUGGCUUGCCGGACAGCCUGGUGCUGGAAAUUUUCUUGCAUCUCCCUCAUGAGGCGGUGCUGAGCGCUGGGUUUACCUGCCAUCAGUGGUUUGCCGUGUCGCGGGAUGAGUUCCUCUGGAGGGAGCUCUUCUAUAGCUACUACCGCAUCCCUCGCUCUGUGCCUCGCCACCCAGCUUCUACGUCGUGGUAUAGGGAGUUCAAGCGGCUGUAUGACUGCAUCCCCUGUGUGGAGGUUCAGACUUUGAAGGAACAUCAUGAUCAGGUCCUGCAUUUGGCCUUCUCUCACCGUGGACAUCGCUUCUCUUCCUGCUCUAAAGACUGUACUGUUAAGGUUUGGGACACAGAGAAACCAGAUGGCACCAUCUCUUUGGUUCACAGCUACAGUAUGCGACAGUUUAACUGGGGCUACACUCAGUUCUCCCAGUUUAACACUGAUGACACACUCCUGCUGGUGUCAGGGGUCUAUCUGGGCCCACAUCACUCCUCCUCUGGAGAGAUUGCAGUCUUCAGUUUGGAGAACUACACUCUGCUGUCCCGCGUGAGAAAUAAACCCUAUGACGUGUUCGGCUGCUGGCUGAAUGAGACUCACCUUAUCUCUGGUAACCUGCACUCGAUUGGCAACAUGACCUCCUGCUCUGUACUGUGGCUCAACAAAGCCUUCCAGGACAUUGAGUCAGAAAACGUGAAUGUGGUGAAGCGUCUCUUUAAGAUCCAGAACAUCAAUGCCAGCACUAUCCGCACAGUGAUGGUGGCCCACUGCCGUCGACACGACUCCCCUGACCUCCUCCUGGACUAUGAAGCUCAGUCACAGGCACAAGCUCAGCGGACACUGCAGCACCAGCCUCUCUUCUUUGAUCUGGGAAAAUCAGACAGUGAGGAGGAGAAAGAAGAUGAUGGGGAUGAGGAGGAUGAGGAGCGAGGAGAAAAAAGAGUGUCAGCACAUCUGCCCUCAUAUAACCCAUCUGGCCUGCAGCAUGUAAUACAUGGUUGUCAGAGCAUAGCUGCUCAUGAUCGAGAGUUGGAGACGAAGGUGGCCAGGCUGAUGGGCAAUAGACGCACCAAAGCUCCUGAUCCAAACCUGGUGUCUCCCUCAGCUCCUGGAGAAGGAGAGGACAAGACUUACCUCCUCUUCACCACUGGCAGCCUCACCUACUCGCCUCACCAAAUUGGUAUCAAGCGGAUAAUGCCUGAUCAAAUGACAACAAGUGGUCCUGUGUUAGGAGAAGAGCGCAGUACAGAGGAGUUCUUUGACUCGCUGGAUCAUGUGAUCGACAUACACGGCCACAUCAUCGGCAUGGGUCUGUCACCUGACCAUAGGUACUUGUACGUGAAUAGUCGAGCAUGGCCGGCGGGAUGUGUGAUCUCUGACCCCAUGUCCCCUCCCCCCAUCGCAGAGGAGAUCGACCUGCAUGUGAUUGAUCUGAAGAGUCUUAGAGAGGAGCGCCGUAGCCUUCGAGCCCACCGGGCCUUCACACCCAACGAUGAGUGCUUCUUCAUCUUCCUUGAUGUCAGCCGAGACUUUGUCGCCAGCGGUGCAGAGGACAAGCACGGUUACAUCUGGGACCGACACUACAACAUCUGCCUGGCACGCCUGCAACAUGAUGAUGUGGUCAACUCUGUGGCCUUCAGCCCAGCAGACCAGGAGCUGCUGCUGUCUGCCAGUGACGACUCCACCAUUAAAGUGUGGCGCUCCCCACGCAUGCUGCGCCUCACACAGCCCCCCCGACACCCGCCACGGGCUCGCAAACUGAUCUCGUCCUUACUCGGCCAAAGAAGAGCUAAUCUGAAUGGCAAACCCUGACCUGGACACUGGCAGGCGUAUCGAAACAGAAAGACACUCCAUGAGCAGAGAGGCAUGUGUGAGGUCAAGAAACUGGACUUCUACAUGGGUGCCUAUGAGAAGAACAAGGGUACAUGUGUUUUCUUAGUGGCAGGUAAAUCACUGAAAAAUGAAAUGUGAUCUUUGCAUAAAGAAACAACAAAAGAAAAGAGGAUUUUUGGAUCACCAUAUGCGCAUAGAAACGUAAACAUCAACAGUAUAUGUGACUUCAAAGGCAAAGAACCAAGGAUUUGAGGGAAGAUAUAGGUCAUUCACAUGUGAGUGUCUCGUGUGCAGUUGUAAGUCCAUUUAACCCAGUCGUGGUGACUGAAACACUGCCUGUGCCCGCUCAUAUUUUUUAUGUUUUUUGUUUUUGUUUUCUUUUAGAUGAUCAGAACAAAAACAGGUUUAGAGUAUUUAAAUACUCAAAACAGGGGGAAAAUCUAGAUUCUGGUACAAACUUACAAAAGUUAUGUGUCUCUGGUUUUAUUUUUGGUUUUAAAAGAAAGAGCAGUUCAGUUUAACAUGGUUUCUGAAUGACAAUGUUUAUUUCCUCUCCAUCUAUGCCUUUAUUAUUGAAAUCAAUUGUAUCCUUUGUGCAUAUGGGAUUUAACAAUCAUACCAUACUGAAAAAUUCCAAAGAAACUCAAAGCCUUCAUGUUUGAACCUUUAGCUGUCACCUUUAUUCAAUCAUUCGGUUUUAACAAUGCACCAGUGACGCACCUCUGUUAUGGUAUUAUAUAUUUAUUUGAUAUGUACAUCCUGGUAUGACAUGUCGUGACUGUAUGUGCAGGUUGUAUUCACAUUUAUUUCUAUAGGAUUGUUAAAACUACCAAAAAGAAGAAAAAACUCAAUUACAGGUCCGACAGCAGGCCAUUUCAUUCUCCAUUCAAUAUUUAAUGUAGAUGAGCUCCAUGACACACUUUUCACACACGUUAUACCCACAACUCACCUCCAGCACCUCACCUUCCUGUGUCAUAAGCUUACAUUUGUUUACCAGCAUUAAAUAUUCAGCAAAGGUGCUCAUUUGUUAUAAUCUCUUAAAUGUCCCCAUGGCUCACAUAUAUGAUCUAUACAUGUGAAGCACAGAUGAAAUAUUUGUUACUUGUGCAUUACAGGCAGAGUGUGAGAAAGUUUGGAUCACAAUGUGCAGCAUUAGGCUCUAUAAUUGUGGCCAGUGGUUUUUUUGUUAAUGGACCUGGUUCCCUGUAUGACAUUUGUUUGAGCUUGUGAAUCUGAUUUAUCACCUUCCUUUUGGCUGUUUGCCAUCGUUUUACAUUUUGUAUUGUAGAAUGUGUAAAAUUUGUUUGACCCAUUAAACUAUUUUUCUUUUACCAGA
Molecule: messenger RNA, 3309 nt
Organism: Pimephales promelas (fathead minnow)
Lineage: Eukaryota; Metazoa; Chordata; Actinopteri; Cypriniformes; Leuciscidae
Gene: fbxw5
Product: F-box and WD repeat domain containing 5
Biological process (GO): protein ubiquitination
Cellular component (GO): SCF ubiquitin ligase complex; Cul4-RING E3 ubiquitin ligase complex
Molecular function (GO): protein binding
Source: RefSeq, a predicted model, not a curated record